AGCGUAGUCGCAUCUAGCCUCGCUAGCCGAUGGAACGCCGCACCAGAUGACCAGGACAUACUCGAAGCGCGUCCGCCGGAAAUUCGCACCUUAGGGUCAGGCCGACUCGUCCAUGAAUGGAGCUCAACAUGACCGCGAGCUGCCCGAGCUGAGCAACAACCAAAUUGAAACACUUUACCAAAUCUGUGUAUCGGCCUCGAGAUCUGCCAGUCCGCCAAUCAAGGCGCUCUUCACCGAAUACGAUGCAUAUGUUGAAGAGCAAGGCCUGGAUCCGGGCCAUGAGAACGCGCUAUUUCGCUGGAUAUGCUCCAUCGGCGACAGCACGCGACAGCAGCAUGGAUUGGGACAGUCGAUUGAUCUGGUGCGCGGGUUGAGGAGUGUGCUUGCCGCGCAAGGUAUCGAAACUAUAUUAGAUGAUGAACCAGAAGACGAAACGCAAUCACUGCGCGUUUCCAAUACACCACCUAGGAAAAGGGACUCGAGACCGGAAAGACGCGUCUCCUUUGGCGAUGCGCAUGUGGAGGAGACGUGGUUGAGCGAGCACACAGAGUCGCUUCGACCACUUCCGGCGCCAGUGCAGAAUGGGUUGCUCAGCAAGCCACCACGCAGCGGUAGAGAGCCAAACCGCACACAGCGCGCGAGAUCAACGAGCAGUUCGUAUGUCUAUGAAGCACGACGGCCUUCGCCGGAGCACCGUCAACCCCGAUUUGAGGACCCCAAGAACUCGACGCUGGUGUUUGAAGUGUCACAGACCCAACUUGAGCAGAAUGCUGAAGCCUUCUACGCGACCAGCGAAUGGCGGACAGUGCGGCGUCUCUUUCAUAUCUGGCAUGACCAAGCGCUGGCAUUGCAGAGUCAGCACAUGCAAGCCUGGACAUUCGCCGUCAACCAUGAUCGGCGCAAGCUACUCAAAGAGUCGUUCGACACACUAGUUGUACUGUGCGAGGAGCGCAGACUGGAGCGAGAACGAGCUCUACAAGCACAACGAUGGGAGGAUGAACAGCAAGCUCGCGAGCGCGAUCGAGAAGCUGACCUUGAACGCAGACUGCAAGCAUACAAGCAGCAGCGUGAUGAGCACUAUGUGUGGAAAGCGUUCAGCAACUGGCACGAGUCCCUACAAUAUCAGAGACGGUGUCGCGAUAUUGUCAAGGAGAGCAUUCUGAAAAACAGAUACUUCCACAGGUGGCGCAAGCUGACUAUUGAGAAUGCUACGAAGUCACGCAGCAUAUUGACCCAGAAGUACCUGGACUUGUGGAGAGCCCAGACUGCUCAACGCAUGCUGGAUCACAAGCAAGCUGAAGCUCACUAUCAAGAGACUUUGACCAUGCGAUGCUUCCAACGCUGGUUCUGGGAUUUCUGUGCCCUACGCGUGGAGCGCUGGCGCGACCAGAGCCUGCAGCGCAAAGCCUUUGAUACAUGGACUGCCAAAGUGGAGAGCCACCGGACUCGAGAAGACCAAGCUACAAGGUUCCGACAUCAGCGACUAUUGCAAUCAGCAUUGCGGACUAUGUCGCAACGCAAAAAUGAGUUAGAACUGGCCUCUCAGACUGCAGAAAGCCUGGCUCGGCGAAAGCUGACCGCACGCUGCUUUGACGCUCUAGAGAUGCGGGCGAAGUUAACACCCCGCGAGAAGAUUUUGACACUCAGGAUCAGCUUAAAUUUGAAGCGGAAAGCUUUCCAAGUCUGGAAUCUACAUUUCACCUUAUCCCGACAAGCUGUGGUGGUUGAUCGGAAGCGCAUUCUGCAAUCUACCUGGACUAGCUGGAAUGAUGCUCUUCGAUGCAAAGCACUUGGUCAGCGUAUUGACGAGCGUAUCGCAGUUGAGAACUUGUAUAGGUGGGCUUUGCAGGCCCGCCUCAAGUCGUUCCAGCGUGCGCAGAAUGAGAAGUUGAUGCGACGGACCUUCAAUGGAUGGGCUUCCAGGCUGUUGGAGCAGGACGCCAUCCUCUUGCAGGCAAGCAUUGAGUUCGAGACCAACCAGCGAUGGAGACUCAUGCGCUUUGGCAUGACCAGCUUAAAUCGAGCAAUGCGGCAGCGUGAAGAUGCAGAACGGGCGGCUGUGGAGUUCGCUAACAGUCGAGCACUGCCUAGGGCCCUUGUUGUCUGGAAAGAGAGCUCCGAGCACGCACGUAUGCUUGCCAAGUGGGCAUCUGAUGCUCGGUUCUAUGUGCUUGCAACUCGAACGUUGAAGCUGUGGCGAGAACGGACCAGCGAGCAUAAACAUCAGCGUCGACGCGAUGCAUAUGCUCAAGUACGGUCGAGAGUCAAGCUGAGAAUCGCCACUCAGUGUUUCCACCGAUUACGAGAUCGGAGUGUCGAGGUACAAGCAAUGAGACGAGAAGCGGACCAGCGAGCGCGAGCUCGUCUCCAUAGAAUUGGCAUCGAGGCCUUCGACAACAUGCGAGUUAAGGCUGCACAGUAUGGAGAGCUCACUUUACAGGCAAGAGCCAUCGAUCAGCAGAAACUUCUCAACUCUGCGCUGGCUGCUCUCGUGAACGAGCAGAUCGAUCUGGCAACUCUCGACCAGCAAGCUCUUUUGUUUCGACAGGAGACGGAUCUUGCUCUCCUCGCCGGCGCCCUCAAGCGCAUGCAAUGGGGAACAUUCACGGCCGCUCGCCGCGUUGAGAGCGCUGAUGCCCUGUGGGCGCGCAAUCGUGAUCAACACAUUAAGCAGAUGCUGCGACACUGGGCAUCGCAAGCCAGUGUACGCAAGAUUGCGAGGCUGAAGCUUCAAGAAGCAGGCGAGAGUCCCAGCUUGCGACCUGCGAGUCGUGCCGCUGCCAGGUCUGCCGAACGACCAAGCUUCCCUAGCUCACCUCCUGCAGCUGCUGCCACGCCGGGCUACAUGCGAACUCCUUCCAAGACGCGAAGACCAGCACGCUUCAAGCCUUUGCCCACCCCAGCGCAUGUGACGCCCUUUGCAUUUGAUCAGUCGUAUCUUGUCACGACCCCUGCACCGUUUGCUGCAGUCAGUCCUGAUGUGGGAAGGGAAAACACAGAAGCAACCGACAUAUUCGAGGGCUUGACUCCGCAAAUCACACCCUUUGCACGAAAAUUGAGGGCUGGUGGAGUCAGUGCCACACCUGCACGGGUACCACCAAGCGCGCUCAGAACCAGCUUAUUCGGAAGAUCGUUGGGUCCAGGUGGGACGGCAAAGAGCGUGCGCUUUGCUGGUUCCAGUCGAUUCGGCACGGGGCUGGGCAGACUCAGCAGUGCUGGGGAGAGUUCGUAGGCGCCAUAGUUGAUUAAAGCAAUGUCUAUG
Molecule: messenger RNA, 3262 nt
Organism: Sphaerulina musiva SO2202
Lineage: Eukaryota; Fungi; Ascomycota; Dothideomycetes; Mycosphaerellales; Mycosphaerellaceae
Product: Sfi1-domain-containing protein
Exons: 2
Coding region: 113-3232 (1039 amino acids)
Source: RefSeq, a predicted model, not a curated record